CAAGUACAAUUUAUUUAUAGAGAUAAAAGUAAAAGAUUUCUGGGUACAAAGAAAUUGUAAAGUUAAAUAGAGUUAGUAUUUAUAGAUAUGCUCAGGAUGACAUCACAAAUAGACACAAUUGUAAAUGCCUACAAGACAUUAUCAAAGAUUCCGUCUAUAGUCGGUGCUAAGCUUAACAAUGAUGGGAACAGGAUCUCAUGCAAAUGGUCGGUUAGGAAUUUGGACAAAGGGAAGACAACAAAAUAUCUACAUGAUUAUAUUUUAAAUGAUAACCUUAAAGUUAUUUCGGAAAGUGAAUUUGGUGUGGAUGUUAGUAAUGAGUUACUAUCAUCUGUAUCACCGAAGGGUAUGUUUAAAGCAUUGAUCCGUGAAGAGAAGGAGGGUAAGGAUAAGAAACAGUACUUGGAGGUGUGGUGCCGUCACAACUUGGCACACUGCAUUGAUCUAACUGCUCUGGAUGUUCACGGAGAUGUGUACGCUGAUUCGGAGUUUGGCAGUUUGGACUGGUCACAGGAUGAAAGUGCAUUGGUAUAUGUGGCAGAGAAGAAGUUAAAGAAAUCAGAGCCGUAUAUUAAGAGGAAAGCUGAGGAUAAAGCCAAAACUGAUGGCAGCGGAGAAUCCACACCGAAAAGAGGUGAAGAAUAUGUAUAUAAACAGGACUGGGGUGAGCAGCUGGUGGGCAAGCACCUCUCAGUGGUAGUGAUGUGCAAGUUGGCCACCGAGACUGUUACAGUGCUGGAGGGCUUGCCGGAGACAUGGUGUCCGGGACAGGUCCGUUUCAGCCCGGACGGGCAAAGUGUCGUGGGCGUGGCGUGGGAGACAGAGCCGCGUCGACUUGGUCUCAUAUUCUGCACUAACAGACCUUCCUACAUCUUCAAACUUACCCUGGAUGGAAACUUGAGUAAGAUAACAUCAGAGGGUCUGUCGGUGAGGUCUCCUCGGUACAGUGAUGGAGGUGAGCUGGUGUGGCUGCAGAGGAACUCCGAGGGUCCGCAUCACGCCUGCCAUGCUAUAUUUGCUAAGAAAAAUGAUCAAACUCAAAUAGCAACUGUGAUCGACAUAAUAGAUACAGAAAUGACUACUUCUAAUGGUGAAGCAUUCCAUGGAGUGUACUCCCAGGCAUUGCCCAGCAGGUGCUUUGCAAGUGGAGGCAGGUUGGUGUUCAGUACACCGCAGAAGAAUGAAGUCAGGACUUAUGUGGUUGAUAUAGAUGGCGGUAGGAUAGUGGAUAUAUCCAACAAAUCUUUCAUUGGGUCCACAUCAGUACUAGACGUGAAGGCGGAUAUUGUACUCGCGGCGUGCUCCAACAUGACCACACCAACUCAGUUAUUUGUAGCGAGAUUACCAGCCAAAGGUUCUGAGAUGGAGAUACAAUGGGUUCAGGUGACGGAAAGUUGCGAAGUGCCGGCUUCUGUAGCGCGCUCUGACGUCAAAUACAUUCAACUGCAACACGACACAGAGGACUCAGUCAAAUCGUUUACUGCUCUUUACUUUGCUCCGAGUGAAUUAGAUAAGAAGUUUCCACUGAUCGUGUGGCCUCAUGGAGGUCCACACUCAGCCUUUGUCAAUGCAUUCUCUUUGGAAGCUGCACUCUUUAAUAUGCUAGGGUUCGCCAGUCUCCAAAUAAAUUAUCGUGGUUCUAUCGGCGCAGGAGAUGCAUCUGUCAGAUUUCUAUUAAAACGUGUUGGUGAUGCUGAUGUCAGAGAUUGUAAACUAGCUACAGAUGAAAUAUUAAAACAGUAUCCAGUGGAUUCUACAAAAUUAUGUCUCUUCGGUGGCUCUCACGGAGGUUUUCUUGUGACACAUCUCAGUGGACAGUACCCCGAUACUUACAGAGUGGUUGUCAGUCGUAAUCCUGUUGUGGACGUCGCGACAAUGUUCAAUUCAACGGAUAUCGCUGAUUGGUGUGCGGUGGAAGCGGGCUUUUUAUUUACAGAAAAGGGCCCUAUAUCUGAAGAAGAACUGUUAGCAAUGCGACGUUGUUCCCCACUAGCUCACGUACACCGUGUGAAGGCCCCUACUGCACUCAUGCUAGGGUCCGGAGAUAAAAGGGUCCCUCACUACCAGGGUCUCGAGUAUAGUAGGCGGUUGAAGGCUAAUGGAGUACCUACUAAAGUAUAUAUGUACGAGGAUAAUCACUCACUGUCGUCUUUGCCCGCGGAGAUGGAUAAUCUUAUCAACAGUGCCGAUUGGUUCUUAACGCAUUUAAAUAAGUCUGAUUGA
Molecule: messenger RNA, 2223 nt
Organism: Papilio machaon (common yellow swallowtail)
Lineage: Eukaryota; Metazoa; Arthropoda; Insecta; Lepidoptera; Papilionidae
Product: acylamino-acid-releasing enzyme-like
Exons: 15
Coding region: 88-2223 (711 amino acids)
Biological process (GO): proteolysis
Molecular function (GO): serine-type endopeptidase activity
Source: RefSeq, a predicted model, not a curated record